AUGGAAGUGAAAGAUGGAAAUGCAGCCCUUCUCAGCAAUUACGAGGUCUACAAGUUGCUGACUGAUCUGAAGCAGCAACGCCGGGAGACUGGGAAAAGCAAACAGAGUUCUGGCCAGCAGAAUCUGAACACUAUCAUGUAUGAAACUCUAAAAUACAUAUCUAAGACUCCAUGUAAACACCAGAGUCCUGAGAUCGUAACAGAUUUCCUCUUAGCAGUGAAAAAUCACAAGUUAACAAAAGCAGAAAAGCUACAGCUUCUCAACCACAGGCCUGUGACCGCAGUUGAGAUCCAGCUGAUAGUCGAGGAAAGUGAAGAGAGGCUAACGGAAGAGCAAAUCGAAUCUCUGCUCCAGACUGUCACCAGCAUCCUUCCAGGAGAUCCGGAGCAAGAGGAGGAGCGGCAGUCGGCCAUGGCCGUCAAGGAGGAAGGAGAGCAGGCGUAGGACGGUGUCUUCAGGACUGUAAUGAGGAUCCUUACCCGACUCUGA
This is a messenger RNA of Euleptes europaea (tarantolino), 489 nucleotides long. RefSeq names its product CGRP receptor component (gene CRCP). Gene Ontology annotation, molecular function: nucleotide binding. NCBI's taxonomy places the organism in Eukaryota, Metazoa, Chordata, Lepidosauria, Squamata, Sphaerodactylidae. Gene Ontology annotation, biological process: transcription initiation at RNA polymerase III promoter. The transcript has 6 exons. The record is from RefSeq and is a predicted model, not a curated record. Gene Ontology annotation, cellular component: RNA polymerase III complex.